Parasteatoda tepidariorum (common house spider) is the source of this 2001-nucleotide messenger RNA. Its product is annotated as MFS-type transporter SLC18B1. The record is from RefSeq and is a predicted model, not a curated record. Lineage: Eukaryota; Metazoa; Arthropoda; Arachnida; Araneae; Theridiidae. Gene Ontology annotation, molecular function: transmembrane transporter activity. Gene Ontology annotation, biological process: transmembrane transport.
GAUUUUUGUGCGUUUAUUUUAUCCUUAAGUUUUUAUAGUGGUGUCAAAAGUAUCUAUGCAAUUAUUUUCAGUAUAUUUAUAAUUUUAAAAUAUAUUUUGACGCAAAAAGAAAAAAAAAUUAGUCUUUGUGAGUGUGUCAUAGCGAAGUAUAUAAUGCGAGAUGAAUAAAAGUAUUUUAUUUAUUGAAGAAGAUGAACGAUCCUAAAGAUUCCAAAAAGUCAGAAGAAAUGCCUAAUUAUGGUGCUGUUUCUGAUUCUAAAAGUGAUAAAAAGAGAAAAUAUAACUCAACUCAAAAAGUAUCUCUUCUUGCUCUGGCUAUUGGAGAGUUCUGUGCUGGAUCUCUUGCUUCAUUGCAAGCUCCAUUCUUUCCAGCAGAGGCAGAGAAAAAGGGAGCAACAGCAGCUGAAUAUGGUUUGAUAUUCGGAGUUUAUCAUAUUACAAUUGUUCUUACUGCUCCUUUGAUAGGAAAAUUGGUUGGACCCCUUACUCCAAAAUUUAUUUUAAAUACUGGAUUCUUUGUAUUAGGAAUAACGAGCAUUCUUUUUGGAGUUCUGGAUUUCGUGAAGAAAAGUGGCGAAUUUAUUGCUUUAGCCUUCGUUGUAAGGACGUGCGAAGGUGUAGCUGCUUCUUGUAUUAGAAUAGCAGCCGGAACAAUAGUUGCUUCACAGUUUCAAGAAAAUGUUGGAGCAACAUAUGCUAUUUUAGAAAUGUGUCUUGGUGUAGCAAAUAUUUUAGGACCUGUGUUGGGAGGUGCUCUAUACGAGCUUGGGGGUUUCCAAUUACCCUUUUUUUGUAUUGGAACUGUGAUUUUAAUCGAUGCAGUUGUUAUAAUGUUUCUUCUUCCCGAAGCAGAAAGAAAGGAAAAACAACCUACGAAAUUCAGAAACAUUUUCAAAGUAUGGAUGAAACCCAAAAUAUUAAUUUUUGCUUUCAGCAUUUUCUCAACUUCUAGUUUCAUUGGGUAUAUGGUAGUAGGAUUGGAGCCACAUACGCGGCAGACGGAUUUGUCAAAAUUCUAUAUUGGACUGCUAUUUUCUUCUUGUGGUCUGAUAUAUGCUAUAUCGUCACCUUUUUGGGGCUGGCUUCAUGAUAGAAUGUGUAGGAGCACCGUCAUAAAUUUAGUAGGAUCUAUUUUUUUUAUUACUGCUGUAUUGCUCGUUGGACCAGUGCCAUUUAUUCCUUUGGAACCAAGCAUUUGCUUAAUUGGUUUAGCAAUGACUUCAAUGGGAUUUGCAGCUGGUUCUAAGACAGUCAGUUGUUUUACUGGAGCACUUUAUUCUGCCAAAAAUUAUGGUUUUCCAGAUGAUUUAGGUACCUAUGGUAUAAUAACUUCAAUAAUUACCUCAUCUAAAGCAUUAGGUUCAGCGUUUGGACCAUCUAUAGGAGGAGUGAUUUUAGAUACGUGGGGCUUCAGAUACGGGACCGUACUCUAUUUAGUUAUUGAAUUAACCAUGGUUGCUUUUCUGAGCGUUAUAAUCAUGACCGAAAAAGGAGGUAGCAAACUAUUUCGAACUCCCGAAAAAGACAAAUACAAAUCAUUUGAUAUUGCUAUUUCAUUAGAUUCAAAAAGUGUUGUAAAAAAUGAUCAAAAGAAUUAAGACCAGAUGUUAAAAUACUCUGUCCACAAUAAAUGAAAGCCAUUCUCAAGGAAGAAGAUUUGUUAAAAUAUUUUUCUAAUAACAGAAGAAAUUGACAGUAAUUCUCAUGUAAGAAACUUUGUAAGAGGCUUUUUCGAUAAUAAUCUACUUUGAUUGUCUACAGUUUUCAAGUAAGAAGCUAAAUGAAAAUAUUCUUCUAAUAAUGGUUGUAAGUAAUUCUCAAGUAAAAAGUUUUCUUAAAGGACUGUUCUGAGAAUAGAAUAAAUUGAUUGUGAGCAGUUCUCAAGUAAGAAGCUUUAUUAAAAAUUCUCCUAAUGAUAAAAUAAAAUGGUUGUAAGCAAUUCUCAAGUAAAAAGUGUUCUAAGAAGACAUUUUUUUAAUAAAAUAAAGUGAUUGUAAACAA